Molecule: messenger RNA, 1286 nt
Organism: Dendrobium catenatum
Lineage: Eukaryota; Viridiplantae; Streptophyta; Magnoliopsida; Asparagales; Orchidaceae
Product: ubiquitin-conjugating enzyme E2 27
Exons: 5
Coding region: 287-874 (195 amino acids)
Biological process (GO): proteasome-mediated ubiquitin-dependent protein catabolic process; protein polyubiquitination
Cellular component (GO): nucleus
Molecular function (GO): ubiquitin conjugating enzyme activity; protein binding
Source: RefSeq, a predicted model, not a curated record
GCGUCGACUCGUCGCCAUAACUGAGUGGCGUCGAUUCUUUGUCUCUCCGCAUUUCUUUUGACUGCUUUCGCAUCUGCCUUUUGCCAGAGUAAGCGAAGGACGGGAGGAACAGUGUGAGGGCUGAAGAAGAAAAAGAAGAUACCUGGAGCGACGCCCAAGCUUUCCUCCAUUUAUUUUCCAUCUACCAAUCGUUUGCUUUUGAACACGUCGGAGGCUGUGGAAAGAGGUGGUCGAGUGCAACCGACACAGAGGGAGAGAGAUAGAGAGAGGAAGAGUGGGAGGGAGGAUGUUGGACACGACGAGGGUGCAGAAGGAACUGGUGGAGUGCAACCGCGACACGGCAAUCUCCGGUGUGAGCAUCGACCUGCACGAUGGCGCAAACCUCACCCACCUCUGUGGGUCCAUCAGUGGUCCUCUCGGCACGCCUUAUGAGGGGGGAACCUUCAUCAUCGACAUCCAGUUACCCAGUGACUAUCCUUUCGAGCCUCCAAAGAUGCAAUUUAUUACAAGAGUUUGGCAUCCAAACAUCAGCAGCCAAAAUGGGGCAAUCUGUUUAGACAUUCUGAAAGACCAAUGGAGCCCUGCCCUCACUUUGAAAACCGCAUUACUAUCACUCCAAGCUUUGCUUUCAGCUCCUGCCCCUGAUGAUCCUCAGGACGCUGUGGUUGCUCAACAGUACCUUCGUGAUUACCAGAAAUUUGUGGGCACAGCUCGUCACUGGACCGAGACUUUCGCUAAAAUUGCUACUGUUGGAAUAGAUGAGAAGGUGAGUAAGUUGGUUGAGAUGGGUUUUCCUGAAGAACUUGCCCGAAGUGUAUUGGAAGCUGUGAAGGGUGAUGAGAAUGCAGCCUUGGAGAAACUGUGCUCCGGCUAACUGAGACUACAGGUUGGUCUUUUACAGCUUUCACUAAACCCUAAAAAAAAAUUAUAGAGCUUGUGCUUUCAUCAGUUUUCUGUGACUUCAUUUUGGAUGAAAAAGGAUUAUCUGAUUUAAAUUAGGAGAGAUUUUGGCUUCGUUUGGGAUUUACUUUCUUUCUAUUUCUUAAAGCAGUUUUCUAGUAUAAAAUUUUUAAUUUUGUACUUAAAAACAGCUUUAAGAAGCAGAAAGAAAGCUGUUCCAAACGAAACUUUUGUUAGAAUUGCUCCUGCAAGCAGAAGAAUGAUGAUUUCUUUCACUGUUUGUCUUUUCUUUCCUGAGGAACAGCACCCACAAUUGUGUUGGUGAAGUUGUGAUGAGCAAACUUGAGAAUAAAUUUGGCUGCUUCUCAGCCUACUCAUUUAAAAAA